Messenger RNA from Penicillium brasilianum, 987 nucleotides. Lineage: Eukaryota; Fungi; Ascomycota; Eurotiomycetes; Eurotiales; Aspergillaceae. The record is from the annotation of a GenBank genome assembly.
AUGCUCUCUAGGACGAUUUUCGUCUCAUUAACGGCCCUAGGGGCUGCUAAUAUUGCCCAUGCACAGAUCAACGUCACCGCUGACGCCUGUGCAGACCCCUCUGCCUUUACUAACUGCACGGCAAAAACAUCAGCAGCCAGUACGGGCUGCAUGGAUCUAUGUGCCGGCAACAAAAUUUGUGUUCUUGGCUGCGGAUGUGCCAUGUACCAGGCGUACAUCAACUGUGUGGCCGAGUCUUGCUGGAAUCAGGCAUAUUCCUGCCAAUACAAUGAAUUGGUAGCAGAAUACUUCCUCGAAUGUCCCACGGCCACCGAAACGAUCCCAUUCUGGCCAGCGCCAGAUAACGCCCCUGCAGGCUGCUCGUGCAAUCUUGGCAAGGUAUUGCAGUCGGUCAUCAAAGCGCAGAAGGAAUAUACUUCGUGCAUCACAAAUAGUACGUCAACCUCGGUAAUUCAAUUGAGCAACACAGACACUGCAUGUGGAUGUUGCGAGUUUAGUGCUGGACUAUCUAGCAUGUACGAGACCUGCCCCGAUACAAUCCCGGCUAAAAUGGGCGCAGACCUCUGGCUCCAGACUGCGACUGCCUAUGGCACGUUGAUUGAUUGGGGUACGUGCGGGAGUGUUCUGAACAACUAUAACUGCCAGAAUCUGGGAUUUGCGCCUCCAUCGUCCAAUUCUAGUAGAUUUUACAAGCCGAACAAUAUCCCUCCCAAUGGGACCCAGACGCUGCAUAAUACCGGUGCUGUGACUGCAAUUACUGCGCCACCUAGUGGAUCGGUGUUCUCCUGGUCCCAGUCGACCGUGACGUACACUGUGACUGCGUCGCCGUGGAAGAACAACGCGGUGAAGGCGACUGGAACUGAGACUGCUGGAGCUACUGGGGCUUCUAAGACUUCAAGUACUGGAGCAGCUACAUCAGUGAAGCAGACGACCUCUAUUGUCUGGCUACCAGUGCUCACGGUCCUCGCCAAAAAACUGUUUGCUUAG